Molecule: messenger RNA, 321 nt
Organism: Dictyostelium discoideum AX4
Lineage: Eukaryota; Evosea; Eumycetozoa; Dictyosteliales; Dictyosteliaceae
Exons: 2
Coding region: 1-321 (106 amino acids)
Source: RefSeq, a predicted model, not a curated record
AUGCAAUUCGCUCAUAACUCAAGUAUUCAGAAACCAACACCACCAGAUAAGGGAAGUUUUCCUCUUGAUCAUGAUAGUGAAUGUUCUAAACCAAUGUUGGCAUAUGUAAAUUGUUUAAGUGAAAAUAAUGGUUUAUCAAGAUUUUGUAUGGAAUUUUCAAAAGAAUAUUUAAAAUGUAGAAUGGAUAAUAAUUUAAUGGCAAAAGAAGAUAUGGAUAAUUUUGGAUUUGAAGAAGUUAAAAAAGCAAAAAUUGUACCAGCACCACAUUACAAUCCAAAUGAACCAAUUGUAGCAGGUUUAUCAAGAAGAAAAAGAGAUUAA